Messenger RNA from Marmota monax (woodchuck), 1266 nucleotides. RefSeq names its product CCR4-NOT transcription complex subunit 7-like. Gene Ontology annotation, molecular function: poly(A)-specific ribonuclease activity; nucleic acid binding. Gene Ontology annotation, cellular component: P-body; CCR4-NOT core complex; CCR4-NOT complex. NCBI's taxonomy places the organism in Eukaryota, Metazoa, Chordata, Mammalia, Rodentia, Sciuridae. The record is from RefSeq and is a predicted model, not a curated record.
GGCUCCCCUUUCCCAGUUGCUGGGCGAGAGGUGUCUAUGGGGCACCCGCCGCCGCCGCCGCCGAUACCGCCACCGCCACCGCAGCUGGGUGCUGCCUCUAUGGCGAGGAGGAGGAGGAGGAGCGCCAGCUCAGAGACACAAGUACAUAAAUAAAGGACAAAGUAUUUUAUGAAACAGAUCUUCAAUCAAAUAUAACAUUUUGAUGCUUGGCAUCUAGACUCCCUUCUGCCCUCGCUAUGCCAGCAGCAACUGUAGAUCAUAGCCAAAGAAUUUGUGAAGUUUGGGCUUGUAACCUGGAUGAAGAAAUGAAGAAAAUUCGUCAAGUUAUCUGAAAAUAUAAUUACGUUGCUAUGGACACCGAGUUUCCAGGUGUGGUUGCGAGACCCAUUGGAGAAUUCAGGAGUAAUGCUGACUAUCAGUACCAGCUAUUGCGAUGUAAUGUAGACUUGUUAAAGAUAAUUCAGCUAGGACUGACAUUUAUGAAUGAACAAGGAGAAUACCCUCCAGGAACUUCAACUUGGCAGUUUAAUUUUAAAUUUAAUUUGACGGAGGACAUGUAUGCCCAGGAUUCUAUAGAGCUACUAACAACAUCUGGUAUCCAGUUUAAAAAACACGAGGAGGAAGGAAUUGAGACCCAGUACUUUGCAGAACUUCUUAUGACUUCAGGAGUAGUCCUUUGUGAAGGAGUUAAAUGGUUAUCAUUUCACAGUGGUUAUGACUUUGGCUAUUUAAUCAAAAUUCUGACCAAUUCUAAUUUGCCCGAAGAGGAACUUGACUUCUUUGAGAUCCUUCGAUUGUUUUUUCCUGUCAUAUGUGAUGUGAAGUACCUCAUGAAGAGCUGCAAAAAUCUUAAAGGUGGAUUACAGGAAGUUGCUGAACAGUUAGAGCUGGAACGAAUAGGACCACAACAUCAGGCAGGAUCUGAUUCAUUGCUUACAGAAAUGGCCUUUUUCAAAAUGAGAGAAAUGUUCUUUGAAGAUCAUAUUGAUGAUGCCAAAUAUUGUGGUCAUUUGUAUGGCCUUGGUUCUGGUUCAUCCUAUGUACAGAAUGGCACAGGGAAUGCAUAUGAAGAGGAAGCCAACAAGCAGUCAUGACAUGAAAUAGUCUUUUUAUUUUAUUUGACCUACACACAUGCUUGUAUAUAGGUUUUAUCUCUGGUUGAAUCCUUUGAACAAUAGACAAUACCUUUUCCCCGCUUUUGUAGCCCAUUUGUUUUUUGCCUUUCAGUACUAAGUAUGACCGUUCCUAUCUCAGAUCUUAAUAAAU